AAUGAAGUUAGUUUGUUCGCAGCUCGAGUCGUGUUCAUAUCAAGGAAAAUUGGAAAGUAUCUGAAAGAUACUCCUAUAGAAUUUACACUAUAGAAAAGUACCCCCAGAAGUGGUUUAAAUAACGAACUUAGGGGAGGAUUGCAUCCUUUGCAAAGUAACGUUCAUUCAGCUGUUGGGUGGUUGUGCUCAAUGUAUUGAUUUAAAUUUUGACUCAAUGAAGUGAGUGAUUCAAUAAGGGAUAGUUAGAUAGUGGUAGAUAGUGGAUCGGUAGUAUUGUUCUAGUACUGCAGGACUUUCGAGUGAGCGCUGCAGCUUUAGACUAGGAUUUGUGCAGCAGGAAGGGUCCUUUGGAGAGUCUUCCAUUCACACUAUCUUCGCCUAAAUUAUUUCGAAUCUAUCCCUGAAUUUGUGUAUCGUGUCGCCGUGCGCGAGUGAUUCAGUUGCAUUCCGUAAAUAGUUUAUCUGUCGAUGUGUUUGAGAUUUCUACUUAAAAUCGCUUAACACUAUACUCUGAGAAUCUAUAAUUAAUAUCGACCCAAAAGAUACUUUGUAAAAAAGAUACAAACGACGACAUCGAAACUAGAACCGUUUAAAAACUAAUAUUCGUUACAAAAUUGUAUCUAUCGCUACUGAUUACUGUAACUGUAGAAACUAUUCACACUCUCUAGUGGCCCGAAACAUAUAUAGAUAGUGCGCUCGGAUUGAAUUUAAAGAUUCAAGACUUUCAGAUAUUGUCUGUUGUCGCGGUUGGUGAUACAUUACUACGUUGUGUCUGGCUCCCCUAGACAACGUCUGGGGUUGCGAAGAGAGAUAUCGAACAAAUCACCACAGAAUAAUUUCGAAUAACAAUUACCUGCGGAAAAGAACGGGCGUCAAUUUAGAUAUUCUCCUCGAAUACCAAAUCUUAGUUAAGUGAAAAUCAGUAUACAAAAUGGCGAAUACCGAAAAAAGAGGACUUUAUAAAUUAGCAAAUUUCCUAACAUGUCGGCAAGUCCUGAAUCUCAUGGUUAUCACGGGCUUCAUGUUAAACUACGCCCUCCGUGUAAAUCUCACAAUAGCAAUUGUAGCAAUGGUUAAAACAAAUGUUACAAAAUUAGGAUUAACAAAUGGAAAUAGUACAAUACCACCACCAAAUACAUCAGACGAGGUAUCUGGGAGAUUUGUGUGGGAUGAGUAUCAACAGAACUUCAUUCUGGGCAGCUUCUUCUGGGGUUACAUUUUAACUGAACUGCCAGGAGGAAGGUUGGCUGAGUUAAUUGGAGGACGUCGUGUCUUUGGACAUUCUAUGCUUUGGGCUAGUAUUUUGACCCUGUUGACGCCAUUUGCUGCUAUGAUGAAUUAUGUUGCAUUGAUUAUGGUUCGAGUGCUUUUGGGAUUCAUGUUGGGAGCUUCAUGGCCUGCAAUUCACCCAAUGACAGCUGUCUGGAUUCCUCCAAUGGAAAGAUCGAAAUUUAUUGCAAACAUGAUGGCAUCAUCACUUGGAGCUGCAAUUACUAUGCCAGUUUGUGGUUUUCUAAUUUCUUCUCUUGGCUGGGCCAGUGUGUUCUAUGUCACAGGUGGUAUUGGUGUAGUUUGGUCACUGGCAUGGUUCACUUUCAUCUAUGAGUCGCCAGCCACCCAUCCAAGGAUUACAGCCGAAGAACGGCAUGAAAUUGAAGAGGCAAUUGGCACAUCGACAUCGAAGAAACGUCCAAGCUAUGUACCAUGGCGUCAACUUUUGACCGCUGGACCAGUUUGGGCUAUUGUUAUUACCCACGGAUGCUCAGUAUUUUGUUACUUUACUGUUGUGAAUCAGCUACCGACGUACAUGAAAUAUAUUCUACACUUUAAUAUUAAGAAGAAUGGACUGCUAUCAUCUCUACCAUACUUGGGAAAAUAUGUGAUGGCAGUUGCGGCCUCAUACUUAGCUGACUACCUGCGAGCAACUGGAAAGCUUACAACAACUGCCACAAGGAAAAUCUUUACUGGACUUGCGGUUUGCCUGCCUGGCCUAACUAUGAUCGCCCAAGUAUAUCUGGGUUACACAGAAGCUUGGUCUGUCGUCAUAUUCACCGUAGCUUUAACCCUCAACGGUGCUGUAACGGCUGGUUACCUAAGCAACGGUCUAGAUAUCGCUCCAAACUUCAGUGGAACUAUCUUCGGACUUGCUAAUACUCUGUCGUCAAUGGGUGGAUUUUUGUCAGCCUACAUGGUGGGGGCGUUGACAUACCAGAAUCAAACAUAUCAUCAAUGGCAGAUAGUGUUCUGGGUUCUGGCAGCUACUUAUAUCUUCGGAUCUUCAGUCUAUGUACUCUUCGGCUCCGGCGAGCUUCAACCCUGGAACAAUCCCCCAGAGAAGACCUUGCGAAACGGUGAUAUUGACACAGAAGAGGGUGUUCCUCUGAAGAACAAAUCGAUCACAACAUAAAAGAUGCCAUUGAACCGUAUUCCAAAAAUCUUAAAGGACAUUGACCAUUAUCUAUUCGUCAUGCUUUCUAGGCUGAUACCACGACUCAACUCAUUUUGCCAAAAUCGAGUACUUCCUCCGUCCCAGGAAUUAUUCGAUAAUAGUAUUUUACUGUAAAUAGGGAAAGAAUAUUUCUAAAUGGAUUUAUUUUUAAAUGAUGCAGUCGCAACAGUGCUUCCGCAUUAGCAUCACUUCAACAAGAAAAGUUUAAGAUUGACUCAAAGAAGGUUAAGAUUCAUUCAAAGAAGGAAGACAAGAUGGAAGGAACUGAUAAUAGUGAUAGAGGCUGUUUGAGAAUAGUCGGCAUCGGAUGGCAUUUUCAGUCUUCUAAUUUAAUAUUUAAAAUAAUUUAUAUUGUUUUGUGUAAUUUUGUCCCGAAUCGGGUUAAUAGCAGCGACUUUCUGACGUGUUUGUUUAAAGCGAUUUCAAAUGGAAAUUACAUGUUUUAUAUCGUUUCUGAGAAAAAAGUUAAGAGUAUCUGUAUCUAAAUUGCAUUUUCUUCAAGUUGGCAAAAGAUAGAUGAAAUUAUUUGUGGAGUAUUUACAUAUUCGGCCAAUUUUAUAUGGACAUCAAAUUAGAUAUGGUAACUUUAUAAUAGUUUGCCAACUUGGCCUGAAUAUACCAGACAUUGCGAUAGUAUUAUCUAAUCCGCAUCAAAAAAGAUUUAGCAAGGAUUAUGUAAAAGAUGAACCAAUAUAAAGACGCAAAGAAACUAUCACAGAAAGACAAAGGCAGUUUUGCUUAAAUUUAUUGUAUAUUUAAUUUAUUUCUGCGCAACGGAUGUAAAACUGCCCAAAUCAAGUCACAAAUCUAGUUUUCAACAAAUCUCAAAUCUUGGAAAAAUUUGAAAUCACCAUCUCAACCGUAGACUAUUAAACUGCGAAGCCAUCACAAAUUAUAACAUUUAAACAUCAACGAGAACCACCAAAUUUGAAUUGAUGAAAAAACCAUAGAAAAAUGUAUUUCCAAUUCGGAAACAAAUAUAUCUUAAGUUUUUAGUACGAUAAUGAACAAAAAAGAUAUGCAAAAGUAUUCUAAGUAUUUGAUUUAGGUUAGGAAAUAAAUUAUGAAAUUAACAAAUAUUUUUGAUAGUUAAAAAGUAUUUUCCAAUGAUUAAUGAUAUUAUGUAAUGCACAUUUGCAGUGAAUGGAAGCAAGAAAUUGACAAUGUUUUUAUAAGUUUUCAAAAAUUAUACAGUUGGAUGUAGACUGUAGCUAGAAAUGAAGCAAAUAAAGAAUUCUUUUGUAAAA
Hermetia illucens (black soldier fly) is the source of this 3696-nucleotide messenger RNA. Its product is annotated as sialin. The record is from RefSeq and is a predicted model, not a curated record. Gene Ontology annotation, molecular function: transmembrane transporter activity. The transcript is spliced from 9 exons. NCBI's taxonomy places the organism in Eukaryota, Metazoa, Arthropoda, Insecta, Diptera, Stratiomyidae. Gene Ontology annotation, cellular component: plasma membrane. Gene Ontology annotation, biological process: monoatomic anion transport; transmembrane transport. The coding region runs from base 932 to 2407 and encodes 491 amino acids.